Histoplasma capsulatum G186AR is the source of this 1001-nucleotide messenger RNA. RefSeq lists its product as uncharacterized. The record is from RefSeq and is a predicted model, not a curated record. NCBI's taxonomy places the organism in Eukaryota, Fungi, Ascomycota, Eurotiomycetes, Onygenales, Ajellomycetaceae. The transcript has a single exon. Bases 1 to 735 code for a protein of 244 amino acids.
AUGGGUUGGUGGUGGAACUCCACUCCCAGCCAGGGGGAAUCGCUCUCACAACCUGAACCUCCCCGCUCGACACCUUCACAGUCUCCGCCCAACCACACGGACAGCCGUGAGCCCGCUCCACCAGCACAUCCCAAUCCCGUCAUGAGCCGCGAUGAACUCGCCGACUUAGAGCUGGCAACCUUUAUAAAGAGUCUUCGAGAUGGGAAUGAUGACACUUCCCAAUCCUCGCGCCCACCACAGCCGCCAUCAUCGACACCACUCUCGCCCAACAGCAAACCCACAACCACCGAAUCCACCACCACCCCACCUUCUCCCACCCGUAGUACCGAUCUCACCGAUCCUACCGAAACCCCCGCCAACAUCUCCCCCGAAACCCUGUACCCAACCAGCAUGUCGUGCCGAUCGGCCUUCGACUACGCCUUCUUUUGCCAGUCGCUCGGCGGCCAAUGGGUGAACGUGUACCGCUACGGCGAGCUGCGCUCAUGCAGCGAGCACUGGUCCGAUUUCUGGUUCUGCAUGCGCACCCGCUCCUACUCCGCGGAGGAGAAGGCGAGGAUGGUCGCCGACCGGUACCGCAGGAAGGCUGUCAAGUACAAGACCGGGCCGAGCAGUGAGGAUGUGUGGGACGUGCGGACGGAGCCGGUAAAGGGUGCGUUUCAGGGGGAUUUGAAGGCGCUGGAAAGGGAAAUGACGAAGAUGAAAGCUGCGGCGCAGGCGGGGGAAGGCGAACGGUGAAGAGGGGGCGCCUGGUGUGCUUGAAGGUCUCAGGUCUCAGACCGCUGUUGAAUUUUUGGUCGGUAUGGGUUUGAUUUAUUUGAAGCUUUGUUGUGCUUUUAGGGUUUGGCGAUAGACUAUGUAACGAUAUUUUGGCUUGAGGUUCUCAUCUACAACCGCCCCCCCUUGAAUUCAUAUCAUUUUCAAUGGUAUGAAUAAUGGAUAUACUGUACAGUACAUAAUGUAGCAGGAAAAAAAAAAUACAAAGAAGAUCUUCUUAACUCCAC